Molecule: messenger RNA, 4679 nt
Organism: Lemur catta (Ring-tailed lemur)
Lineage: Eukaryota; Metazoa; Chordata; Mammalia; Primates; Lemuridae
Gene: CBL
Product: Cbl proto-oncogene
Exons: 17
Coding region: 74-2800 (908 amino acids)
Biological process (GO): negative regulation of epidermal growth factor-activated receptor activity; cell surface receptor signaling pathway
Cellular component (GO): membrane raft; plasma membrane
Molecular function (GO): SH3 domain binding; calcium ion binding; receptor tyrosine kinase binding
Source: RefSeq, a predicted model, not a curated record
GCCUUCCUUCUUUCGCUCGCUAGCAGCCGAGCGGAGCCGGCGGACCCGGCUGGGCCCCCAACCUUCCCCGGCCAUGGCCGGCAACGUGAAAAAGAGCUCGGGGGCCGGGGGCGGUGGCGGCUCCGGUGGCUCGGGCUCUGGAGGCCUGAUCGGGCUCAUGAAGGACGCCUUCCAGCCGCACCACCACCACCACCACCUCAGCCCCCACCCGCCGGGGACGGUGGACAAGAAGAUGGUGGAGAAGUGCUGGAAGCUCAUGGACAAGGUGGUGCGGUUGUGUCAGAACCCAAAGCUGGCGCUAAAGAAUAGCCCACCUUAUAUCUUAGACCUGCUGCCAGAUACCUACCAGCAUCUCCGUACUAUCUUGUCAAGAUAUGAGGGGAAGAUGGAGACACUUGGAGAAAAUGAGUAUUUUAGGGUGUUCAUGGAGAAUCUGAUGAAGAAAACUAAACAGACUAUAAGCCUCUUCAAGGAGGGGAAAGAAAGAAUGUAUGAGGAGAAUUCUCAGCCUAGGCGAAACCUAACCAAACUGUCCCUGAUCUUCAGCCACAUGCUGGCAGAACUAAAAGGAAUCUUUCCAAGUGGACUCUUUCAAGGAGACACGUUUCGGAUUACUAAAGCAGAUGCUGCAGAAUUUUGGAGAAAAGCUUUUGGGGAAAAGACAAUUGUCCCUUGGAAGAGCUUUCGACAGGCCCUACAUGAAGUACAUCCCAUCAGUUCUGGGCUGGAGGCCAUGGCCCUGAAAUCCACUAUUGAUUUGACCUGCAAUGAUUAUAUUUCAGUUUUCGAAUUUGACAUCUUUACACGACUUUUUCAGCCCUGGUCCUCUUUGCUCAGGAAUUGGAACAGCCUUGCUGUAACUCAUCCUGGUUACAUGGCUUUUCUGACGUAUGAUGAAGUGAAAGCUCGACUCCAGAAAUUCAUUCACAAACCUGGCAGUUACAUCUUCCGGCUAAGCUGUACUCGUCUGGGUCAGUGGGCUAUUGGGUACGUUACUGCUGAUGGGAACAUUCUUCAGACAAUCCCUCACAAUAAACCUCUCUUCCAAGCACUGAUUGAUGGCUUCAGGGAAGGCUUCUAUUUGUUUCCUGAUGGACGAAAUCAGAAUCCUGACCUGACAGGCUUAUGUGAACCGACUCCCCAAGACCACAUCAAAGUGACCCAGGAACAAUACGAAUUAUACUGUGAGAUGGGCUCCACGUUCCAACUGUGUAAAAUAUGUGCUGAAAAUGAUAAGGAUGUAAAGAUUGAGCCCUGUGGACACCUCAUGUGCACAUCCUGUCUCACGUCCUGGCAGGAAUCAGAAGGUCAAGGCUGUCCUUUCUGCCGAUGUGAAAUUAAAGGUACUGAGCCCAUUGUGGUAGAUCCAUUUGAUCCUAGAGGAAGUGGCAGCCUAUUGAGGCAAGGAACAGAGGGAGCUCCUUCCCCAAAUUAUGAUGAUGAUGAUGAUGAACGAGCCGAUGAUUCUCUCUUCAUGAUGAAGGAACUGGCUGGUGCCAAGGUGGAAAGGCCUCCUUCUCCAUUCUCCAUGGCCCCACAAGCUUCCCUUCCCCCAGUGCCACCACGACUUGACCUUCUGCAGCAGCGAGUAUCUGUUCCUUCAAGUGCUUCUGGUCUUGGAACUGCUUCUAAGGCUGCUUCUGGCUCCCUUCAUAAAGACAAACCAUUGCCAGUACCCCCUACUCUUCGAGAUCUUCCACCACCACCCCCUCCAGACCGGCCUUAUUCCGUUGGAGCAGAAAACCGGCCUCAGAGACGGCCCCUGCCUUGUACACCAGGCGAUUGUCCAUCCAGAGACAAACUGCCCCCUGUCCCCUCUAGUCGUGUUGGGGACUCAUGGCUGUCCCGGCCAAUCCCCAAAGUACCAGUAGCUGCCCCAAGUCCCAGUGACCCCUGGACAGGAAGAGAAUUAACCAACCGACACUCACUUCCAUUUUCAUUGCCUUCGCAAAUGGAGCCCAGAGCAGAUGUGCCUAGGCUCGGGAGCACGUUCAGUCUGGAUACCUCCAUGAAUAUCAGUAGCAGUCCGUUAGCAGGUCCAGAGUGUGAGCACCCCAAAAUCAAACCUUCCUCAUCUGCCAAUGCCAUUUACUCUCUGGCUGCCAGACCUCUUCCUGUGCCAAAACUGCCGCCUGGGGAGCAGUGUGAGAAUGAGGAGGACACAGAGUAUAUGACUCCCUCCUCUAGGCCCCUCCGGCCUCCUGACACAACCCAGAGUUCACGAGCAUGUGAUUGUGACCAGCAGAUUGAUAGCUGUACAUAUGAAGCAAUGUAUAAUAUUCAGUCCCAGGCACCACCCAUCACCGAGAACAGCACCUCUGGUGAAGGGAAUUUGGCUGCAGCCCAUGCCAGCACUGGCCCUGAGGAAUCAGAAAAUGAGGAUGAUGGGUAUGAUGUCCCUAAGCCACCUGUGCCGGCAGUGCUGGCUCGCCGCACUCUCUCAGAUAUCUCUAAUGCCAGCUCCUCCUUUGGCUGGUUGUCUCUGGAUGGUGAUCCCACAACAAACUUCACUGAGGGCUCCCAAGUUCCCGAGAGGCCCCCUAAACCUUUCCCUCGGAGAAUCAACUCUGAACGGAAAGCAGGGAGCUGUCAGCAGGGUGGUGGCGCUGCUGCCUCUGCCGCCGUCGCUGCUGCUGCCUCGCCACAGCUCUCCAGUGAGAUCGAGAACCUCAUGAGUCAGGGCUACUCCUACCAGGACAUUCAGAAAGCUUUGGUCAUUGCCCACAACAACAUCGAGAUGGCCAAAAACAUCCUCCGGGAAUUUGUUUCAAUUUCUUCUCCUGCCCACGUAGCCACCUAGCACACUACCUCCUGCUGCAGCUUUAGCGGACCGGUCUUGAGAGUGCAUUUGAGGGUGUCCUUCAGUCCCCACUGAGAGAAGGUAUGGAUUUUGUUACAUGGUUGUCUACCUGGGGAACAGUCCAGAAAGCCGUAGAAUAAGUAUUGUGCUGUAAAUCCUAAUUGAGGACUUAAGACUUUCUGGGUUAAAGAUGUGGCCAUGUGUCUGUCUAUCUGCCUGUGGUUGUGUGUGUCCUUGUGAUUAUAGGAUUAACCUGCUGUGUGUGUUAAUCCCAGGCAGGGAAUUAGCACAAGAGGUUUAGGAAGGAAUCUUUUAAAGACUUCCAUCUACUGUGGUAUUAUGCCCAACCCUAGUGUGUGUUACAACUUCAACACUCCCCUUUGGCUUAGAUUAUCCUGUGCAUAGCUAAAGUCUUAUAUUUUUAGAACACCCUCCCUCUGUUCUUUCCCCUAAUCAGCUCCUUCCUCCUCCUCUUCCUCCUUGGGUGUUCUGUCAUUGGCAGUGGGCUUGCUAUGACCAGCCUUACUGAGGCUAAGGAGCUUAUGGGAUGUUCUUUAUUAUGUGUGAUGUGUUGGUUUGUUUGGUAGAUAGGUGGGAGGAAAAGUACUGUUGCUGUAUUGUUAUAGUCAUGUUUGAUACUAGGAGCUAACACUGGUCACUCCAAAGCGCUGUUUCUGUAGAACAUUGAAUUUGUCAAGAUGUUUUAAUUAUCCUAAUUACAUAAUGCCUGAUUUGAGAUAGAGGCCUUCAAAUACAUUCCAUGCCCUCCCCAGAAAAUAGUCUGUGGGAGUAUGUUGCCUUGGUGCCAGGUAUGUGUUCUGAUGUAGGUCAUGAGUCUUUCUACUUAAUGGGAAGGGAAGAACAUUUGUUUCCAGGAUGACUUUCUGGCCCAAAUACCAUGAAGUUUUUUGGAAGCUUCAUUCACAUGCUAUUUAAAUGCACAAAACAGAUAGUAAGGAUUUAUCUAUUCAUUUUUUUCUUCCCAGCAAAUUAAUUUUAGUGUAUAGGGUGUCUUCCUUUGAAAAUGAGCCAGGUUAGAUUUUGAGAAAUGAUUUUUUUCCUUGUCCUUUAUGGAAUAGGGAUAACACCCAUGGUAACACAGCAUUUUGCUGGUAAUUAGCACCUUUCCUACAUUGGUGCCACCCAGUGACUUGGUUUUCUUUUGUGCCUGUGGCUUUGAGGACGUAAUGCCUCUUUCCUCCUUUACUUCCCCUUUCGUCUUCACCGUAGGUCCUGUAUGCUCUCUUUAAUUACUGUGUUCUUCACGGUAGUUAGACAUCAUUCAGUGAGUAAAUUACUUCACUGUAGUCAAAGACAGUAUGGGAAAAGGCUGGCAUUUUGUGUAAUUGCAAGUUCAUAAAGAAGAUUUAGAGUCCAGUUUGGAGAACCGAUCAGUCAGUUACUUUAGAUACUAAUAAACGGUCCAUUGAGUUUGGUUAGUUCUCUGUCCAGAGCCUUUUGCUGACUUCCCUAGCAGUGUGUAACCUUCCUCCACGUCAGAAGCAAGCCUGCCCGUUGAUAAAUCUGCCUUCCUCAGAAUCUAAAUCAUGCUUUCAUCUUCAGAUCCAGACAGAAAUUGACAACACUCCCCUACCCCAGCCCCAUCAGUUUUCUUUCUAGUCGUGUCAUCUUUGGAGUUUCAACGUGUUCUGACUCCUCUCUUGGCAUUCAGCUACUCCUAGAUCUUUUGGUUUCAUCCUCCAGCUUCAGAGCCAUUCAUAUUCCCAGAGUAGACAGUACAGGACUUCGCAUUUAUUUGCCAUGGAUACCUGGUGUCUCCUCUACAGGCAGAAAGCAGCAUAACUGGCCAGGCGAGGUGGCUUACGUGAGCCUGUAAUCCCAACACUUUGGGAGGCUGAGGUAGGAGGAUCGCUUGAGG